AUGGUACCACAUUACCUGCUUGUUUUGACCUUGGCAGUAGCCGUCAGCGCACGGACGGCAUCAACAAAUCAAAACAAAGUUGAACAAGCCAGAAGUUCGGAGGACACUGUUUUAGGAGAUUUAAAAAUCGCUUACGACACAUACAAAGACUGCAGUGGCAGCGAUAUCACUCACUGUCUUAAACUAAAGCUGGCAAAGGCAUUGAACAGGAUAUCUAAAAGCGACGAAAUCGACCUCUUAGGUGGAGUGACUAUCACCAAAAAUAAAGAUGCAGUCCAAAAAGUGGAAUAUGAAGAAGCGAUUCCGAGAGGUCUUGACGAGAGCUCAUUGGACAGCCUCAUCUUUGACAAAAUCGUUGGAUUCAUGCAAACUCAUACAGUCCAGGUCAAGUUCCCGAGCGGCUCAGACUUGCAACGCGCGUUUGCUGAAGAUCGUGCCAGAAGGAAGAAGUUGGCCCCGCUCCUCGCUAUCCCCCUUCUAAUCGGGGGUAUGAUGGUUCCAUUGGCCUUCGGAGCUCUGGCACUUUUAGCUGGAAAGGCUCUGAUUGUGUCCAAACUGGCGCUGGUGCUUGCCGGUAUCAUUGGUCUGAAGAAACUCCUCUCAUCGAACGGCACCGGUGAAGCCCAUGAAGUAGUUGUUUCAGCUGGCCAUGGAGGAGCUGGGUGGAGCAGGUCCCUCGAAAACGCCCAAGACCUUGCAUACAACGCUUACACCCAAUAA
This is a messenger RNA of Danaus chrysippus (African queen), 720 nucleotides long. The record is from the annotation of a GenBank genome assembly. NCBI's taxonomy places the organism in Eukaryota, Metazoa, Arthropoda, Insecta, Lepidoptera, Nymphalidae.